This is a messenger RNA of Cryptotermes secundus, 540 nucleotides long. Its product is annotated as dihydrofolate reductase. Gene Ontology annotation, cellular component: mitochondrion. The annotation marks the transcript as partial. The transcript has 3 exons. Gene Ontology annotation, biological process: folic acid metabolic process; glycine biosynthetic process; tetrahydrofolate biosynthetic process. The record is from RefSeq and is a predicted model, not a curated record. NCBI's taxonomy places the organism in Eukaryota, Metazoa, Arthropoda, Insecta, Blattodea, Kalotermitidae. Gene Ontology annotation, molecular function: dihydrofolate reductase activity; NADP binding.
CGUGUUUCCCUUUCUCAUGUCUUAGUUGCACCCCACUGCUUGUGAUAUAAAUGCAAUUUCUGAACUUGAGAAGUGAAACUUUUCACUAUUUUCACUAUUAACCACGGCUUUACCGCUUAAUGCAGUGAAUGACGAAACUAACAACAAAUAUCGCACAAAAGGCCGAAAACACCCAACAGUCAAAAGACUCAGCCAGUAACAUAUAUGCACGACCUUCUCGACCGUUAUGAGAUACCAGUUAUGGAAACAUCAAGGUUGAAACUGAGAUUUAAACUGAAUCUUAUUGUAGCAGAUAGUGAAAAUAUGGGUAUCGGUAUAAAUGGGGAUUUGCCCUGGAGAUUAAGGAUUCUGGGGCCAAAUGUGCUGGUGUGUAGCUCAUUGGAAACUGCUCUUCAGAGACUGCAGGAGCCCCCACUUGCAGAAAGUGUCGAGUCAGCAUGGAUUAUAGGGGGAAGUUCAGUAUACAAGGAAGCAAUGGCUUUACCUCAGUGCUCCCGUAUUUACCUGACAGAAAUCUUCAAGACUUUCAAAGGUGAUAUG